This is a messenger RNA of Diprion similis, 810 nucleotides long. RefSeq lists its product as uncharacterized. NCBI's taxonomy places the organism in Eukaryota, Metazoa, Arthropoda, Insecta, Hymenoptera, Diprionidae. The record is from RefSeq and is a predicted model, not a curated record. Bases 1 to 810 code for a protein of 269 amino acids. The transcript has a single exon.
AUGCCUGUCACCAUGCGGGACGACAAGUCAUCGACCAGAGGGUCGACAGAGUCGCUGCCGACAUUACCGACGGUGCCUCUGCCGGUAAAUCCGCCUACUGCUGACCUACUCACAGCUGAUGCCUCUUGUGGUGCAGGCCGACUCACCCGUAGCAGCUCACCGUCCGCGCUUAGUAGCGAGUUAUUUUUGCGCGUCAAUUCGCAAAAUGAAUUGAUUGAGUCAAUGGAGGAUAUGCUCACUCAACUCACGGAAGAUCUCACGCUGGGCGAAGUCACCAUGAUGCUCGAAGAGCUGGAAGAAUCUCACCAGGCCUUUCGCAGCGAACAUACCUGGUUGGUUUCGCACUGGCCUCCCGCUCAUCUUGACCACGCAUACUUCACCUGCAAGACCAACCUUGUCGAGUCCAAGUUGGUACUCAAGGUAAAGCGACAUCUCGGGCGUCUCCAAGACAAACUCACUCAGCCCACUCAACCUGCCGUCUCGACUGAAGCCACCUCAAGAGUCCGCUCACGUUUACCAGAGCUCACGAUGCCGAAGUUCUCCGGUGAGUGCCGCCUGUGGCCGGACUUCAAGGCCAUGUUCACUUCGGUCAUUGGGUCCAGCAAGGAUCUCAGCGAGCUAGAAAAGUUCCAGUACUUGAAAUCGGCGGUGGAAGGCGAUGCCGCGGAUCUCAUCUCCAACCUCGCUCCCUCAGAUGGCUCUUUCAACUCAGCCUGGCUCCUGCUCAUCGCGAGAUACGAGAACAAGAGGCUCAUUGUGAAAUCUCACCUCGAGAGAGUCUUGGCGCUCAAGCCGAUGCAGAAGAGGUAA